Xylaria bambusicola is the source of this 2551-nucleotide messenger RNA. RefSeq names its product P-loop containing nucleoside triphosphate hydrolase protein. The record is from RefSeq and is a predicted model, not a curated record. The transcript has 3 exons. Gene Ontology annotation, molecular function: ATP hydrolysis activity; ATP binding. Lineage: Eukaryota; Fungi; Ascomycota; Sordariomycetes; Xylariales; Xylariaceae. Bases 461 to 2365 code for a protein of 634 amino acids.
GUGGGCGUUUGUCAUUCGUUAGAGCUGGAGACGUUACUACACUUUACCGAGUAGUUACCCACCUUGAGGCAAGGGUCUGGACAAGGAGCGGGACAGUGAGAUGGUAGCGGGACAAAUAGACCAAUUAACUUAUCUCACGCCAGCACCCCUAACCAAUACCCUUGCCUGACCCAUGUCCUACCCAUGCCCUACCCUAGUGUCAUCCUUCUAAUUCCUAGAAGCUGGGUAUGAGGCGUGGGCGAAUUGUCGAGUUCGAGAAUAUGGGCUCACCAGGUCUGACCAGGCAAGGGACGUCACUCAAUGUACUCAAGUUUCACAGGAUCGUUGCUUGGUCUUACGGCGGGCAAGCCAUUCUCGACGGAUAUAAAAUGGCUACUCCGACCUGUUGUUCCACGAUGGCCUUUGAAAAGCAAGCUUCUUCUCUCAGCACACUCACAGCAUACUCAUCACUUCUCUCACCAUGCCCAAAGCCUUGUCAAACGGUCCUCUUGCAUCCCAGCCUACUGGGAGCAAGUGCGAAUUCAAAGCCUACCAUGAGACUAUAAAAGAUGGCGUUCCUAUGUCCGAGCAUAUCCCUGAACCCUUUGCCGAAUAUACCAAGCAUAGCGAUGAUAGCACCUAUGCUUUGGUGAUCAAGAGGUCUUUUAGGGAAGGUUCUUCGAAGAAGACCACCCUGACAGUCAAUUCUCCACACAUCCUGAAGGCAUUUCGAGAUGUCAUCCGCUCCUAUGAUCCCGUGGUGUCUGAUUUCACUUCGUCCCUGCAACUCGAAGCGCCAUUCACCAUGUUGGUGCACUACUGGGAUGAGUUGGAUGAAUAUCGCAAGGCUCUGUGUGACACAGACGGACGCAAGCACGUGGAUCUUCUCUUCGAGUUCAUGGAACGUGAGCUUGGUUCAGACCACAAUCACGCGCUGAAGAUGAUUCAGAAAGGCCAAAUCUCGUUUGACAAUGCCUGGUUCAUCUAUCGACCGGGCGACAUCCUGUACCAAGAGUUCAUGGGUGAGCCAUGGCUUCUCGUAUGCAAGAAAGCAGUAUAUGAAGAGACUCCCGACGAUGGCCCCUAUUUGGAAAUCCAUGCUGUUUAUACGGAUGACAACGGGACUACCGUAGGCGACGCUCCAUCAGUCAGGAAGCUGUUCCAGCGCCUUAUAUUCCCCCAAGGAGCCCCCGUGGCGAUCACAGGGCUAGCGAUAUAUCCGCGUAAGUUCGCGUCAGCCGGGGAUUCUCUCGAACGCCGCCUAAAAGCUAGGGGAGAGAAAUUUUUGGCUCUGAAGGACCGUUCCACUGUGAGAUAUGACGGCUUGGCCGAGUGGCUCAAGCCACCUCCGUUCGACUACUACGACCCAAGUGAUUGCAAGUUCCGUGGUGUCUGGCUGCCGUAUAAGGAGACAGGGCGAGUUAUAUUGGACCGCAAGACCUUCGGAGAGGAGCAACGAAUGAGUCACAUCAAGGUCAAGCUUGCUGAACCUCGGCCAUGGCUCUGUCCUCCAUACACGGUGGGAUAUGCUCCUAGUCAAAAGCGAUGGGUUCGUCUCCUGGUUCAGAACAUCCAUGAUGCAGAUUGGAUCCCAAAUACCUGGGACACGCUCGUUCUUCCGGAGAAGGAGAAACGGCUCCUUCGAUCUUUAGUCACAUCCCAUGAAUACCCGGAUAAUCCUCGAGACCAAGCGCAGCAGAAGGGCAAGGGACUUGUAAUCCUGUUACAUGGUACUCCAGGCUCAGGUAAGACACUCACUGCUGAAGUGGCCGCCGAAGCUUCCCAGAAAGCCCUAUUUGCUACAUCGAUAGGAGAGCUUAACCAAGCGUCUAGUAUGAUUUCCGGCUCAAUGCAAUUCGAGAAAGAACUCAAAAGGGUCCUUCAAUAUGCCACUAUCUGGAAAGGAAUUGUACUGCUUGAUGAAGCGGAUGUAUUCCUAGAGGAGCGGAAAGAUAAUAACACCGAUCGAAAUGCAUUAGUCGCGACGUUUCUUAAGGAAUUAGAGUACUUCAGUGGCAUUGUCUUCCUUACGACGAACCGAGUGAGCACGUUUGAUAAGGCGAUGAAGUCACGAAUCCAUCUCGCACUGGGAUACGCACCUCCUGAGAUCGAUGUGCGCCGCCAGAUUUGGCUGCGAUAUCUCGGCACAGUCCCUGCUCAACAAUCGGUUAUCAAGGCCCAAGAAGCAGCAAAUCAACUAGCUGCUACCGAACUCAACGGGCGAGAAAUCGCGAAUGCAUUCCACACGGCCUGUACGAUGGCACGAUUCGAGCAACAACCACUUGCACUUGCCCACCUCGAGACUGUGCUUGAGGUCAGGCAUAAGUUUGACAAUUGUCUGAGAGACGAGAAAAUGUCGAAGGGUGUAUUGGGUUUGAAUUGGUAGAGUAUUAGAGUUGGACACGCUUGGCCGCAAUCAAUGGUUCAAAAUUAGACAAUGUAGAACUCAGCAUGCCAAUUGAGAAACUUGGCCUUUCUUGAACUCAUCGAGACCACAGAUACAAGUGGCACGGCAAUCUCCGAUAUGUUUACGUAUACGCUGUUCACUGCUCCCCUUGCGUACACCGACAAG